AUGGCGACAAGGGAACUACCGGCAGUGAGAUGGGGUAUCAUCGAUGCCAAGGCUAGCCAUAUCAUUCAGGCCAUAGGAAGCUCUUCCGUAGAGAAGGGAAAUGAUUUUGUUGCUCGUCAUUGUGAGAAGAGUAGCCCCAACGUAUACGGGGCGUACUCUCAAGUUUAUGAUGAUCUUAAUGUGGACAUUGUAUACAUCGGCACGCCGCACGCGUUCCAUAAGCAAAACUGCCUAGAUGCGAUUGCCAAAGGGAAAGCCGUGUUGUGUGAAAAGCCUCUAACAAUGAAUGCACGCGACGCGAGAGAGGUGUUUGAUGCUGCAAGGGAGAGAGGUGUUUACGUUGCCGAGGCCAUGUGGCUGAGACAUCGCCCUUUGGUCCACGACCUGAGGAAUUUGAUCUACAAAGACAAGAGAAUUGGAGAAGUCUUUCGGGCUUUCUCGGAUUUCGGCGUGGAGAUGGACAUACCCAAUUUGCCGGAGACUUCUCGAUACAAGCAACCGUCACUUGGAGCUGGCAGUUUAUUGGAUUUGGGCAUCUAUUCGAUCACAUGGGCGAUUCUUGCACUGGAAGAAGAGCCGAGAUCUAAUCCGAACGAUCUCACAUUGACUGGAGUACAAACGCACUGGCACGGAGUCGAGGUGACGAGCAGUGCGCUUUUACGUUAUGCAUCAACAGGCCGUCAGGGUAUCGUCGCUUCAACUACCAUGACAAACGGGAACCCGGAUAUGCUGGCUCGAAUUCAAGGAACCCAUGGAUCCAUAGAGGUCCAUGGCCCUUUCCCUGCGAGGCCAAUUUCUUUCACAGUAUUUCCUAAGUUUACUGAUACAUUGGUUGACGGAUUGGGGGAUGGCGUCGUCAUGAGGGGUGAAGGAAUCAAGUUCGACUACCCACAUGCCGGCAGAGGUUUUCAUUUCGAGGCAGAUAACACUGCUAUCGAUUACGUUUCUGGCAAGUUGGAGAGCCCAAUCGUGCCGUGGUCGGAGACAGUACGGGUCAUGGAGAUAAUGGAUGAACUGCGCAGCCAAGGAGGGACUAAGUAUGCCUAA
Molecule: messenger RNA, 1047 nt
Organism: Clonostachys byssicola
Lineage: Eukaryota; Fungi; Ascomycota; Sordariomycetes; Hypocreales; Bionectriaceae
Source: the annotation of a GenBank genome assembly